Molecule: messenger RNA, 525 nt
Organism: Lotus japonicus
Lineage: Eukaryota; Viridiplantae; Streptophyta; Magnoliopsida; Fabales; Fabaceae
Product: F-box protein CPR1-like
Exons: 2
Coding region: 1-525 (174 amino acids)
Source: RefSeq, a predicted model, not a curated record
AUGAAGGGUCCCCAAUACCAAUGGGACAAUGUUACUCUCGAUCAGCUAGUUAUUGCUUCCCUUGACAUGAGUACGGAGAAGUAUACGUAUAUGUUACUUCCUGAGGGUGUUACUGAGGUGCCUCAUUUUCAGCCAGAUCUCGGGAUUCUAGGAAAUCACAUGUGCCUUUUUCAUGACCGCAAUAGAACCCAUUUUGUUGUGUGGAAAAUGAGAGAGUAUGGAGUACGAGAGUCUUGGACUCAGUGGAUGAGUUUCAGUUAUGAGAAUCUUGAAUGUGAAGGAUUUUUGUUUAGGCCUCUGCCGAUGUUCUUGUCUGAAGAUGGCAACAUCCUUUUGCUCGCACUAACUGAGGACUUGGAGUUUAUCAAGUAUAAUAUAACAGAUGAUAAUGUAGAGCUUCCUAUAUGUUUCAAAGACAAUUCAUCCAAACAACCAGAUUUCCAUGUUUUGAUUAGAGCAUUGAAUUUUGUUUUCUCAAAUUCCAUUGUUAAGAAAGAUAUUCCACCAGAGUCACUACGCUUAUGA